AUGCCCGUCCUCCCGCGUCUAUCCAGACGAAUCGCGACAACAACAGUCGCAGCAGCAUCAACAGCAGCAGUCGACACCCGCCUUCUCGAAGCGCGGCAACCUCUCGCCCACGCAAUCCACCGCACCGCGCAAACGCUCGCUACCAACGCCCGAUCACUCCUACAACGACUCCCACACCUCUCGCUCCUCCGCCGCGACCAGAAUUACUACGCAUGCAAAGAACACUUCAUCGAAGGCUGCUACGCCGGCCUCAACUCCGGCCCCUCCCCUGGCGCCAUCGUCGGCAUCGUGCUAGGCAGCAUUGCCGGCUUCAUCCUCAUCCUAUGGCUAUUGUGGGUCAUGAGCACUGGGCAACAAGUCAUCACCGCAACAGCCUUAGAAGAAGACGUCGUAGUAACAACCAGAAGACGGUCUCGAAGUCGAGGCGGCGGGGGAAGUCGCGGAGGCGGAGGGGAGAGACGGAGUCAACGCUCCUCUUACCGCGAGCAGGAGAUGAGACGCACGAGUCCGCGGCGAGAUCGAGUAAUACGGCAGGAGAGGAUUGUGCGCGAUAUUCCGCCGCCGCGGCGGCCGCAGAGGGAGUCCAGCACAUUUCGCGAGAGCGUGGUGAUUGAGCAGAGCAGUCGCCAGCAGGAUCGGAGGGUGGAUGGCGAUGAUGUGGUCGAGGUGAUUGAAGAGCAUUCUUCUACUACCUCUGCCCCGGCGCCCACCUCACCGAGACGGAAGAGCGGCCGCAGAGGUUCAAGGUAUUGGUAA
Molecule: messenger RNA, 756 nt
Organism: Neohortaea acidophila
Lineage: Eukaryota; Fungi; Ascomycota; Dothideomycetes; Mycosphaerellales; Teratosphaeriaceae
Exons: 1
Coding region: 1-756 (251 amino acids)
Source: RefSeq, a predicted model, not a curated record